Anopheles bellator is the source of this 978-nucleotide messenger RNA. Its product is annotated as dnaJ homolog subfamily B member 1-like. The record is from RefSeq and is a predicted model, not a curated record. Gene Ontology annotation, cellular component: cytosol. The transcript has 5 exons. Bases 1 to 978 code for a protein of 325 amino acids. Lineage: Eukaryota; Metazoa; Arthropoda; Insecta; Diptera; Culicidae. Gene Ontology annotation, molecular function: protein-folding chaperone binding.
AUGGGGCUGGAUUACUACGCCAUCUUGGGAAUAGGGCGUAGCGCCUCGGCUAGUGCAGUAAACCUGGCCUACCGAAUCGUGGCCCGUGCGUGCCACCCAAUGCGCGGCUACUACCGUCCGGAACAAAUGCCGAUCCAAACCAUCCCGCAAUGGCGCUACUGGGAGAUGAUUGGUGAAGCGUACGAAGUGCUGUCGGAUGCGGCUCGCCGGCAAGUUUACGAUUUACAUGGCGAAGAAGGAUUGCAGACGUAUAUUGCACCAGACGGAACGGUGGGUUACACUUUUUCGGGCGAUUGCGACAGAAUUUACAGUGAAGCCAUGGCGGCGGCUCCGUCCAAUGAUCGUUCGGAGGGCGGUCGCAGUUGUGUCCCCUUCUGGGAGAAAUUAACGCUGCCGGAACCCCUGCCACCCCGCGAAUCGCUGCCUACAAUUCGCAAGUGUGCACCGAAAGUGUACAUUCUGCAUGUGACUCUGGAAGAUAUUUUCUACGGUGUGAUGAAAACCGUCGUAUACCACAAUAGCAUCACACAUAAUGGCGUAACUACUUUCGUCGAUAGAACGGUGAGUGUUCCGAUUAAGCCAGGGCUACUGCCAGGAUCCACGAUCUUGUUUGCGCAAAUGGGCGACCAGUGCGACGACCACCUACCGGGAGACGUUGUCUUUGAAGUAGCAGAAAUACCUCAUUAUCGCUUCAAACGCAUGGGACCGACAUUGUCCGCCACAUUCAACAUAUCGCUCAUGCAGGCGCUGGCCGGUGGCACGUUGACUUUGGUGGGAAUCGAUGGGAAGAUAUUGUUGGUUGAACUGGCCAAAGUGUGCACCAAUAUGCUUGCACUGUUCGACGGUGAGGGUAUGCCGGUGCUCGACGGGGUCGGCCGCGGCAAUCUGUAUGUCACAUUUUCCGUGCGUUUUCCUCGCUACAUCCCUCUCAGCGAUCGCCAACAACUCGUUCAAGUGCUGGGAAACAGUAUUUGGUGA